This is a messenger RNA of Phialemonium atrogriseum, 1527 nucleotides long. Its product is annotated as kynurenine 3-monooxygenase. Gene Ontology annotation, cellular component: mitochondrial outer membrane. Gene Ontology annotation, molecular function: kynurenine 3-monooxygenase activity; FAD binding. The coding region runs from base 1 to 1527 and encodes 508 amino acids. The transcript has 4 exons. The record is from RefSeq and is a predicted model, not a curated record. Gene Ontology annotation, biological process: quinolinate biosynthetic process; L-tryptophan catabolic process. NCBI's taxonomy places the organism in Eukaryota, Fungi, Ascomycota, Sordariomycetes, Cephalothecales, Cephalothecaceae.
AUGGCUGAAAAGCAAAAGGUUGUGGUUGUUGGCGCUGGGCCUGUCGGCUCACUUGCUGCGCUUUAUGCAGCUCAGAGGGGAGAUGAUGUCGAGAUCUAUGAGCUCCGAGAUGAUCUAAGAGACCCCUCGACAACACCACUCAACUUUACACGAUCGAUCAACCUCGCGCUUUCGGAGCGAGGCAUCAACGCCAUGCGCCAUUCGGGGCAGCCAAAACUGUUGGAUCAUGUGAUGGCUGCUACCAUCCCCAUGAGAGGAAGGAUGAUUCACGGCAAGCGGCCCAACGGGCAAAUCUUUGAGCAAGCACAGGACUACGAUGCUCAUGGGAGGGCAAUUCUUGCCGUAGACCGUGGAGGCCUAAAUAAGCGUCUACUGGACAUCCUGGAAGGCAUGCCGAAUGUGACCUUCUACUUUAACCACAAGUUGACCGGAGCCGAUUUCCGGAAAUGCAAGGCUUGGUUUGAAAUCCAGGGGAAGGAGUCGUCGACAGGCCGGGCAAGGGAGAUCGAGAUUGAUUUUGACCUCAUGAUAGGGGCAGAUGGCGCUCACUCCGCUGUAAGGUACCACAUGAUGAAGUUCACCCGCAUGGACUACCAUCAGGAGUACAUCGAUACGCUCUGGUGCGAGUUUCAGAUCAAGCGAAAGGAAGAUGCCCCGGAGAACGAGCCAAUGGCCAGGUUCAGGAUAUCGCCCAAUCACUUGCACAUCUGGCCUGGCAAGGAGUUCAUGUUUAUUGCCAUCCCAAGCGACGACGGCUCAUUCACCUGUACUCUCUUUGCGCCAAGCGAGGUGUUCGAGAGGCUCGAGAUCAACCCGGAUCAGAUCCCCUCCUUCUUCGACCACCACUUUCCCGGCGUCACCGCCCUCAUCCAGCCGUACGAGCUCAUCACGUCUUUCCACCAGAACCCACACCUGCCCCUCAUCAGCAUCAAGUGCAAGCCCUACCACUACGGCUCCUCGGCCGUGGUCCUCGGCGAUGCCGCCCACGCCAUGGUGCCAUUCUACGGCCAGGGCAUGAACGCGGGCCUCGAGGACGUCCGGAUCCUCUUCGGCAUCCUCGACAAGCACUCGCUCAUCGGCGGCCGCGACGACGACGACGAGGAGAGCCGCUCGGCCGUCGUCCGCUCCUCACAGCGCGAGGCGGCCCUGGCCGAGUACACGGCCGUGCGCGCCCCCGACGCCCACGCCAUCAACGACCUAGCCCUGCAGAACUACGUCGAGAUGCGGUCCGAGGUGCUGUCGCCCAUGUACCGGCUGAGGAAGUUCCUCGAGGAGUCGCUGUCGGUGCACCUGCCGGGGCUCGGCUGGCAGACCAAGUACGCCAGGGUGUCCUUUGGGAACGAGAGGUAUUCCGAGGUCGUGGCGAGGAGCGACUACCAAGGCAAGGCUCUGGUGCGGGGGUUCUUUGGCGCCGUGGGACUGCCGCUGCUUGCCGGUGGGUUCCUGCUAUACUUUAGGCACCGGGGGGCGUUGAAAUCGGCUGUGCGAGCGUGUUUUGGGUGGUUGUGUAGGUCUGUGAGGAGAUGA